This is a messenger RNA of Besnoitia besnoiti, 4977 nucleotides long. RefSeq lists its product as uncharacterized. The coding region runs from base 1 to 4977 and encodes 1658 amino acids. Lineage: Eukaryota; Apicomplexa; Conoidasida; Eucoccidiorida; Sarcocystidae. The transcript has 2 exons. The record is from RefSeq and is a predicted model, not a curated record.
AUGCGCGCUGAUCAGUCUCUGACGGUUUGUUCAGACCCCCGGAAGGAACCCUGUCUGGAGGUGGCUCGUCCGACGUCCCUGCAAGGCCCCGAAGCUGAAAUGCAGAUCCUGCUUCACAGUCCGAUACAGGCUUGCGAGGCGGCAGCUGAGGAGAAGUGGGUUCCUCUGUCAGAUAGAGAUCCGUCUGCAGCCCUCGCCGCCGCGCUUGAGUCUUCUAGCGCUGCUGGAUUUGUUGGGCCGUUUACGGCCUCGUCUGAUGCUUCUGCGUCCUCGACGGUUUCCACGCUUCACGCUUGCUCUGCGUGUCGGGACGCCGCGGAGAGUGACGCGUUUUUGGCUUCCCCUCGCAGUCGUGCGGCUACUUGUUCAGUUGGGUCCGAGGUCGCCGGCCCGCGGCCGUCUGCUGUGUUCCCGUGGAGUACAUUCGCGUGCCCUUGCGAGCACCUGUGGCACGGGGACUCUCUGAAGACAGUCGACGAGACGCAGCGAGCGAGCUUUACGAGUGCAAGGCGUCUAAGCACCCGCCUCGGUUUCUCCGACGCCUUUGAAAGCGGUUGGUGGGGUAGGAAAUCCAGGGAGCGAGACCCUUUUAUGGCAACGACGACAACCACGGCAAGCUCCACAAGCGCCGGGCAAGAGUUAUCCUCGCCUUGCCCUCUCGGGGAGAGUGAGUCUUCUAGCUGUAGGGGCCACCCUGAGUCCCCGUUGCCGGCCCGCAAAGAGGGACACUCUCACCUUCGGCUCGCGCUUCCUGUCCCUGCGCCUCCAACGUCGCUCUCGGUCUCGUCCGGCUCCAGCGCGCCCACGCCGGCUGCGCCCGGAGCGAGGACGGACCUGCACAGGGCUUCCCUCCCUGCAGGGCAGUCUGAGGCGGUGCAAGCAUUGCUUCCCGGCGCGAGACAUCACUCGUCUCUUACUUCGUCCGCAGGGUCCUUCGUUUCCCCUCACCGGCGGGUGCUUUUGUCGUCUUCCCUUCGAUCGUCCUUUGCUUCUCCUGUAGGCACCCCGGAAGCGGCUGAGCAGCCAGCCGGCGCGUCCGACAGCGCGCGGCUUCGCAGUGCAGAGCUUGCGCUCCCUGGUGUUCCUUCUACUUCUGCCUUGGCGUUCUUUUCCGUCCCCCGUGUGGCUCUUGGUCCUCUGGAAUCCUUUUCAUCCGGAUCGGCCGCGUCCGCAUGUGAGUCCUCUUGUCUCGCCCCCGACAAUGCCCCACCUUCCGUCUCCUCUCUGCCCUCUUGCGCGAUACCUUCGUCGUUUGCUUCGCCUCUGUGGCUUGCCGGCUUGUCUGCCUCUGCGCCUUCAUUCGCCUCGUCCUCUGCGUGUUCGUCCUCCUCUUCUUUGUCCUCUUCGCCUGCCGCGCCCGUAUCGCCUCCUCACGCGUCGGCGGCGGAAGACCCGCAGCGCUUGCACUCUCCCUUGCACCACCGUUUUGUUUCGUCUCCAAGCGGAUCUCUAGAGCGCGCGAGGCCUCUCUCUCCGCUUGCAUUUGCCAGGAAGUGUAAAGAAACACACACCGAAGGAUCGGUCAGAGACACACGCCAUCCGGGUUUUACAUACACCAGAGAAGACAGCGAAUCACGACGCAUGUCAGUUGCUGCAGGCGGCGGGCCGGAUGGAAUCAGCCUCGCCACUGGCGCAAGGCCCCACAGCAACAACACACAUCGAGAGUCUGUAACGUGUCGCCAAGCGCCCGCCUCAGAGCCUCCGUCUCUGCCUUGUGCUCAUUCGUCUUCGUCAUUUCCCCAGGCGCAGUCCACCUGGCGCUGGCAUCGCGGGGAGGAGCGUGCAGAGGAAAGGACUAAAGCAUCUGAAGACAAAACCAACGCGCAUGCCAGACACGCCUCGACAGGUCUGGCGGGGCGAGGCGCACUCGAAAGGGGAGGCGUCAUAGGAAACAAAAUCUCUGCAAGCAAAACCGAAGGCGGAUCAAACCCGACUGCAGGAUGCUCGUCAGCAGACGACGAAGCGCUGGCCCAGGAGGAGGCCUUCUUACUCUCGCGCGUGGCUGAUGCGAUCGGCUUGAGAAGCGACCGGGCGUUCGUGGAGGCCCUGGACGGCGACCGACCUCACACGCUCUGGGGGCACCCGCAAGAGGCAGGGAGCUGCCGGCGCGGCCGGGUCGCACGCUGGAGUCCGUUCCUGGUCUCGCAGCCGAGCGCACAAGACUCCGACGCAGAGCGGAGCCGCCGCCAGCUGUACGACGCUGCAGCGGCCGCCCUCCUCCUUGCCCCUGCCCUGUUGGCUGAGCUCGAGCAGGACUUCUUCACCUCUUUCAAGCAGGCUGGCGAGCGGAGGGAGAGUCGUAUGUGGAGCGUCUGGAGCUCUUCUCAACACAGGGCGAGGGGGGGGCUCCCGCCGGCCGCGUGCGCAUCUAACGCUUGUGGUCCCGCGUUGCUGUGCGAGCUUCCUGGAUGCGGCGCCCAGGUCGUUCUGCAUCGGCUGUUGGCGCUCGAGGUGUGCAAACAGAUUCGUGCAGCCACACAAAGUGGCGUGCUCCCUCGUGCGGAGAACUCGCAGCCCCGCCUCUGCCGCCGCGCACCCGUUGGCUGCCCUCUCGGCCUUCCACACUCUGCGCGUCUUCGCGAGGUUCUCAGCCGGCGUGACAUUGUGAUGCUCAUUCGCGAAUCCUCUGCUCAAGCGCCGACAGAGGCCCCGGCGUCUGCAACCGCCCGCCGUCAAGGGAUCCACGCAAAAAUACGAACUGUGCGCCCAGAGGAAGGAGAGCGGGGACACAGCGUGCAGGGCUGUGUCGCUGGCGCGCCUCCGCCGCCAGACGCCCCCCUCUUCGGCGUCUACACCUACGCGAACGACUCCCACCGAGACCGCUGCCAAGAGACUGCAGGCGAGCACAGAGAAAGUCCAACCUCCCUUGUACGGUUCUGCCGCCCCUUCCGCCUUGCCGACUUGCUCCCGCGCCGGAUCGGAAGCCGCAGACACGAACUCAGAGAAACACGAGCGAGCGACAGACGCAGACUCGCGGGCAACGAAGAGCGAGGGGGAGACAGCGAAAGCGAGGCUUUAGGCGGGUGUGUGGGCUUGGGGCCCGGGACCUGUGUGGCGCUUCAGGGCGAGGGAGCCGCGUGGGAGUCGUCUUCAGUUCUUUCACUUUUUCCGCGUUUGCUUUGGGUGGAGCAGGUUUUGUCGCCUUUCGCCAAGGCUUACAAGCGCUCAUCGUCCUCAUACUCGUGCCUCUCCUCUUCUGCUGGCGCUGCAUCCCGUGCGUCUCACUUGACGCCCGCGGCCCGUCGGGCGGCGGAGAAAGUCGCAGAUGCCGCAUUGUCGCCUUCUUCAAGGGGCCGCGCGAACGUGUCGCAGAGAGGCGAAUACGCAGAGGCAGUUGCGGAAGAGAAAAAUCGAAACAUGCAACCGGGACGCCGUUUGCGAAGAGGCGCACACGAGACACUGUACGACCAAAACGAGGGGCGCGACUUCGGUACAAAGGCGACUCGCAGGCGCGGGAAUCGGCGAGGCCUCGCGAGCGACGUAGAGGAAACUGCCGCCGCAAAGGGACAUCUUGAGGGACCACACGACGGCGAAGAAGGUGACAGCGACUCUGAGGAACAAGGGCAUCGGUGUUUGCUGGCAUGCCGUCUCAAACAACCCGGCUGUCGCUUCUUCAUCGGGGAGGCAGGCGGCGUGGGACAACUCGUCGCUGCGGAGAUUCUAGUCGGAUGCCCGUACCGUGCGAUUCGUCACCUGCUCGCCUCGCGGACGUUUCUUCUGCGAAGGCAGGCCUCUCGGGUCUUGCGUGACCACGGGUCAGCCAUCGCCUCUCGGCUGCGACUUGCGCCGUUUUGGCGUCCUCGCGUGCCGCCGUCGUGCGCUUCGUCUACAUCUCGUUCAGGCUCGGGCGCUUCUUGCCUCCCUCCGCCGCUGAGCGCAGGCGCUCCCUCCACUCCCGCACCUCCCCAGGCCACGUCCGGCGCCGCCGCUGCCUCCAGGCCAUCCUCUGCGGCGUGGAUGUGCGGCGCAGGCACACACGCAGCAGCCGGAAUCGGACGGAACGGAGAGAGUGAUCCAGACAAGGGGGGUGCAGCAAAGAGAGGAGACGAAGAAUCAGGCGACUCCACGCAGGCGCGAGAGAGCCACGGCACGCCUACGUGCUUUCCGCCGCUUGUCGCGGAAUUGAGCCGUAACAUUCUCGCGAGACGCCAGAGAGAAAACAAGAUGUACGCCGCUCUGCGCAUGCAGGCCGUCUCUCUUCCUGAUGAGGCGCGGUGCGUGCCGAAGAGACCUGACCGCAUCCCACUCAGCGAGGCUCAAGAGGCGGCGACGCGCGGCGCCCGCGGAGGAGGAGGCUAUCUCUGGCCCUGGCAGGACAGACGACGGCAAGGCGCUGCGUGUGUCUGGAAGUCCCUUCCGCGUUUGCUGGGAGUGGCCUCACAAGCGUGCGCCUCGUCACCGUGUCCUCGCGCUCCGGCGAGCUCGCCUUUUGCGUCCUUCCCUUCUGCCUCAUCAUUUCUGUCUUUCUCGGCAGUCGCGCUCUCCUCGGCCUCUUCUCGUAACUCGUCUGCUCUGCCGCUGUCCCUCUCGUCGUUUGGCGCUCGCCCGGCGUCCUCUGCGUCGCGCGCUUUUUUUGCCCAAGGGGAGUGGCCUUUGCGUCCGCAGGCGCAGGCGCCAGGCUCAGCCUCGCAAACUGAGGAAGCGCACGAAGGGGAGGUCUGCGUCGCAGCACUCCGCUCGAAAGCAUGCUCGGACGCGGCGCGGAUCAGGGCCGCUCGAUGCAGUUCCGCGCACCACUCCCCCGUGUGUUUUGGAGAUGAUAUGAAAACCGUAAGCCCGCCCUCGAAAAAGGCUACAGCCGCUCCCCUCGCCACCACCACUGCAGCAGCGGCGGGGCUGCCCAUUUGGGCGCCUCCUCAGGCAAAAGAGAAGCAGGGAGAGGGAACGAGCUUACGCGGGCUCGGUGUAGCAGCCGAAGGGAGAGGAGGUGAACGUGGAGAGCGUGGGCGAGCGGCGAGCGUCGCGGGGGACGGAUAG